Molecule: messenger RNA, 2718 nt
Organism: Hydractinia symbiolongicarpus
Lineage: Eukaryota; Metazoa; Cnidaria; Hydrozoa; Anthoathecata; Hydractiniidae
Exons: 4
Coding region: 184-1854 (556 amino acids)
Source: RefSeq, a predicted model, not a curated record
GUGUCUCCAUUUCAACAACUCAAUGUGGAGAAACUGGGUCUUGAAGUAAAUUACAGAAACCUUGACCGUGACUUACCAGUUCAUCAAAAGUUGCACAAAAAGGACCUUGAACAGCUACUAAAAAAUCAUUUGACAGGAAUUAUCCGUGUUCCAGCUCUUUGCUUUGGAAAUGAACAUAGUACAAUGGAGUCCUUGAAUCUUGCUAAUUAUGAAGUGAUGCCGAUUGAACCACUGCAUGAUUGUAAAGGACAUAUCAAGAAUUUGUGGGAUGUUUUGCAUGAAGUGUUGACACCUCAAGAGAAUAAAAUUUUUCAACAGUCCCUAGAUGCCACAUAUGGUUCGAAGGACAAGGUGAGAGGAUCUGACUAUCGGCUGUCAUCAAUAGUUGUUUACCAAUCAAUGCAAAGCACUUGCAGAAAGGAAAUCAAAGAGUUGUUGUACACAUUGAUGGAGCUAGUUCGGUUAUCAUAUCUUAAAUCCCAAAAAAGGUCCCCACGAAUUAUUCUACGAUUACAUAAUAUUAGUUUCCAGCAUGCCAUGUUGUGCCAAGAUCUGUUUGGGCAUAAUUUAAAGUCAAUGUCUACACAAAAGCUUUAUGGCAUUUAUUAUCAUGGCUUGACAACACAUUUAGCAGAAGUAUCGAGAAUUAUCUCACCAAGCUCCUUACACACAGAGAAUGAAGAACAGCUAUUCAGCAAAAUUAAUCAAAUAAGUUUGAGAACAUCAGCCAGAUCCUUAGAAUCCAUACGUGAUAAUAGCAUCAUCCGUAUUCAAGCUGAACAGAAAUUUAUUGCCAAAGAAUGUUCUAGAAAAUCAACUAACACAUCUAAAAUAUCGAAAUUUUCAGAGAGUGUACUUGAUGAGAAAAGAAGUUGUUUUAACAUUAACUUACCUCUACGGAAAUAUCAGGCACACUUGGAAAGAAUUGCAGAUUUUUUGCUCUAUGGUAAUGGUGUUUGGUGGCAUAGAGAAAAUGAUAUUAUCAUAUUUCAUGAUGGAAAAGAGGAUGAUGAUUUCAGAGUUGAAGGGCCUUUGAUGACAAAUUUCAAACAAGACAACCUGCAAUCAGUAGCAAAAGAUGUAGAAGCUUGUUGGAAGAAAUGCGUUGAUCGUGGUAUUGAAUUGCCAAUCACAAAGAUAAAUACUUUCGACGAAAAUGGAGAUUUAAUAGAAUGCAAGGCACUUGAAGAAACUGGCGUUACAAAUCCAAAAGCAAACAUAACAAGUAAUAUCAAACUGAUGGCUGAUGAUGAUAAUGCAGAAUAUGAUAAUGCGUAUAUAUCACAUGAUAAUAAUGAAGAGAUAGAAAUGGAGAUAGAUAUCACAUUAGAACAGCAACCUUCCUUAUUGGAUUUAGAAGUUGACCAAGCUGUUCAUUUUAAGAAAGAAACAUCAAACACAAUUACAUUGGAACAACAACCUUGCAUAGCUGACUCAGUUACUAAUCCUAAAAAAACUGCAGAAAAUAGUAAGUUGGAAAAGAUCUGUAGAGACAGACAGACGAAAGCUGACCAAAACCCAAUUCUUGAAUCAGGUGUAUGCAAGAACAUAAUGUAUGUUCUUGGCUAUUCAGAUAAAUUGAAGGACUUCGACCGUCAUCAUAUGUCAUAUAAGCUGACUAAAAGUGAACAUUCAAGAAAAAAAUGUAGAGCAUUUAUCAUUCAUUUUCGUGAAAAAGUGAUGGCUGUUCAGCAUGAAGCAGAAAAAGCUACGAAAGAUUGGGAAAAAGACUUCAUAGCAAAAAAUUUUAAGAUGCCGAAUACAGAAGAGCUUAAAUCAAAUAAAAUUUACAUGGAGAAAUAUAAAUUAAAUUACCACGCCAAAAAAAUUCUUGAACAAUGGACAAAUAUUUAGUUUUUCAGCAAAAGGAUCAAUAUGCGCUUUUAAAUUUUAAGAAGCAUAUUUUUCAACAAAUUAGCCAGAGCUAGCUAAAAUAAAAACAUUUGAUAUAUAUAUAUAUACAAAACUUUUUUUCUGAUACGUUUCGUAUGGGAAAUGUAUUUUUAUAUUAUUGUGGAUCAUCAUUUUGCACAAACGAAAAAACAAGAACAACACGAGAAGGAAAUUAAUACCUUUAAAAAGAUAUCAAAGUAUUUGUUGUUGCUUUGACGGGCUUAAUACGCAAUAAUCUUGUAUUGUGCAAAACUUAGAAGAAAUAGCUAGCUAGCUAACAGUCUUAAAAAGGUCCAUUUUUACAAUCCAUUAUGUGGGUUAUAUAUCUGCACCCUAAAUCAAGAGAAUACUAGCUAAACUGCUUUUCUAAUUAAGCUACUCUUUCGUACAGAGGUAGGAUUUGCACCCACAACUAUUUAGCUAAGUAAUCUGCAGUGAUCUAAGAACUACAUAAACAGUUUAAUUUCUUGACUAACUGUUUUUAUAUUGUAUAUAUCUAUCUAUGUAUAUAUCUAUGUAUAUAACAGCCAGAAAGGCUAUGUAUAGCUCUGACAGUUACAAAGUUUAGGUAAACACUUCCAGAAAUAUAUAGCUAGCUUUUGCUAUAGCUACUAUAUAUAUAAUUUUGACAGGUAGCUAUAGGCAAAUAGAAUAUAGAAAAUUUCAAAUAUAUAGAAUAAAUAAUAUUACAAACCUUGUUUUUACUGCGUGAUCACAAAUACCUUAACAGCCAAAUGUAUGGUACAACCAACCAUUUCUGUCAACACAAAAACACAAAAAUGGCGGCACCUUCUUGUCUUCUUCACAAACUUGAAACGACAAAAA